Molecule: messenger RNA, 540 nt
Organism: Ilex paraguariensis (yerba mate)
Lineage: Eukaryota; Viridiplantae; Streptophyta; Magnoliopsida; Aquifoliales; Aquifoliaceae
Source: the annotation of a GenBank genome assembly
AUGGCACUUCAUAUUCCUACUAUAGCUGUCAUCGAAGGCGCAGCAUUGGGUGGUGGACUGGAAAUGGCUUUAUCCUGUGAUAUUCGGAUAUGUGGAGAAGAUGCAGUGUUGGGCUUGCCAGAAACAGGACUUGCUAUUAUACCAGGAGCAUUAUCUGAUUAUGAAGUCCUACACCUUUUCAGGGCAGGUGGGACCCAACGGCUGCCUAGAUUAGUAGGAAAAUCAGUUGCAAAAGAACUUAUAUUUACUGGUCGGAAGAUUGGUGGUAGAGAUGCAUUAUCAAUGGGCCUUGUCAACCACUGUGUUCCUGCUGGUGAAGCUCGUUUGAAGGCACUCGAAAUUGCUCGGGAUAUAAAUCAGAAGGGUCCAUUGGCGAUAAAGAUGGCAAAGCAAGCUAUUGAUGAGGGGCUUGAGAUAGAUAUGGCAUCAGCUUUGUCAUUGGAAGAAGAUUGUUAUGAACAGCUCUUGAACACAAAAGAUCGAUUGGAAGGGUUAGCUGCAUUUGCAGAGAAGCGAAAACCUCGAUAUAUAGGUGAAUGA